AUGUCCUCAAUUAGCUAGCAGAAAAAUAGAAGUAGCUCUUCGCAUGAAGCUUCUAACAAUUUCAGAGGUAGCACAAAAUUAGUUAGUUAACUAGAAAUUAUUACUAGUAAGAAUCAGAGUACUAAAAAUGGAUCUUCUUCAUUUAAUGCAGGAGGAAAUUUACAACAAUACUUAGAAUAAAAAAAUGUUUAAAACAUUGUGAAUAAUAAUAAUUCAUUUACUCCUUCUUUGCCUUACAUAUAUAAUGGAAAUUCCUAAGUUUCUAAUAACCUUGAAUUAAAUUAGCUUUCAAACACAUAGCAAACUUUGGGAAACGAAACUAAUUAAAAUAACGCUAUAACUUCUUAUAAUUAUUUAAAUGGCAGCAUGAAUAAAUAUUAAAAUUCUAAUUCUUCUUCAGGAUAGUAUUAUCAUUAAAAAAAUAAAUCAGAUCUUGCUUAGAAAUUUAUAUAAAACCAAAAGAAAUUUGAAAAUGAGCAACUGCUAAAUAAUUCACAAGAAAACUUAUUUGUGGAGAAAAAAAUAAAACUACUAGAGAGUAAUGCAAGAUAUUUUGAAUCACAAGCUCAUCCAUUGUUUGUUGAAAACUCACAGUUAAAAGAUUAGCUUAUAGAAGUAAACGAACUUAUUAGAGAAAGAACAAAAGAUUAUUCUGGCUUAGUGAGAGAUUUUAAUGAUAAAGGAGAAAGUAGAGAAAUUGUUAAAAAAAUUGGAGAUCUCGAAGCUAUUUAUUUCUGCAUAAAAGAAGAUUUAGGGUGUCUUGAUACCACUGUAAAGACUUUGAAAGAAGAUAAAAGGAGUUUAGAAUAAAAAGUAAAAGAUUUGGAAAACACUUUAUCUGAAGUUAAAAGGAUGCAUGCUAUUGAAAUAGAGAAAAUAAAUUUAGAGCACUAAGCAGUUGUAAAUGGGUUAUCUGACACUAUAAAAAAUUAGUAAAAUGUGAUAACAAGAUUAUAGCAUGAUUUAGAAAACGAGAAGAUUUUGAAAGAAAAGCUAAUAGAAUAAAAAAACAAUGAAAUAAAAUUAUUAAAUUCUCAAUUAGUUGAAUGGUAAGAAAAAUACAAAAAAAUGGAUAACGAAUACAAAAAGUAAAUAGAAGGCUUGGAACAAAUUAUUGUAAAUAUAAAAGAAAAACAUUCUAAAGAAAAAAAAGAUUUAAUUGAAAAGUAUGAAAUGCAAAUUUAAAAUUUGAAAGAUUCUUAUGAAAAUAAAAUUGCUCUUUUAAUUGCAGAUUAUGAAACUAGAAUUAAAUUGCUUUAAGAAGAACUAAGAUAGAAAAAUAUUUUAAUUCAAGAUUUAAAGGAGCAACUAGAAAAUCUUAGAAAGACUUCUAGUAGUGAAAUAGAAUAUUUAAACGCUAGACUUAGUUAGGCUUUGAGAGAAAUUGACAAUUUAAAAUCUAAAAUAGAUAAUCUUUCUGCUGAAAUGGUUGCAUUAAAGAAAUACCAACAAGAACUAGAAAAAGAAAGGGAUAGACUCGUUGAUGAAAAUAAUAUUUUAAGAGAUACGGUCAAAAAAUAAAAUGAAGAUUACAUAAAGUUAAAAGAGGAAAAGUAAUUAGAAAUUUCAAAGCUAAGCAAAAGGAUAUCAGAAUUAGAGCAGCAACUUAGAGACAGAGAAGAUUAUUGGUAGAAAAAAUUGGAUGAUGAGAUAUUUGCAAGGGAAUAAGAACUCCGUAAUAGAGUUAAUGAGCUAACAGACCAUUAUGAAAAUUUAUUAAGAAAUUUAAGAAAGGAAUUAGAAGAUGCACUUAAAUCAUUGAGUUCAGAAAAGAAUCAAAUAAUAGAAGAAUUAAGAUAAAGGGUUAAAUAAUUAGAAGAGGAAAAUGCUAUUCUUAAAUCAAAAUUGGAUGGGGAUAACAAAGAGUGGUCAACCAGAUAUAAAGAUCUUGAGGAUAUGAUGAACAGAAAAAUAUCUGAAUUGACGAAGUAUUAUGAAGAUCUUUUAAAAGCAGCUGAAAGGAGAAGAAUUAAUGAUUUAGAUGAAUUGGAAAGACUUAGAGUUAAAUAACUCAAAGACUUGGAAGAUAAGCUAAAUUCAGAAAUGUAAAGAAUAAUUGAAGAAAAAGAUAGACUUUUUAAAGAAAUGAAUGACAAAUUUUAACAUCACAUUCAGCAGCUUGAAUAAAAUUGGUAAUCAAAAUACAAAGAAAUGGAAUAAUUAAAGAAUAAGAAAAUUUAGGAGCUGGAAGAUCAACACAGAAAAACUAUAGAUUCUAUGAAAAAAGAACAUCAAAGGUAAUUAGAUGAAUUAAGAAACUAUUACGAAGAGCAAAUCCGAAAAUUAAAGGCUUAAUUAGAAAAUAAUGCCAGAGGAGUGAUUGAUGAUUUAAAGUAGAAACAUUAAUAGGAGCUUGAUAGAUUGAAGAACAUGUAUGAAGAUUAGAUUAAAAAAUUGAACUAAGAAUGGGAAAUUAAAUUACAAAAAACAAUAGACGAGUAUGAAAGAAAGAUUAAAAAUCUAAUGAACUAAAUGGAAUAGGAAAGAUUAAAAUACCAACAGCUAUUAUAAUAAAUGGAACAAAAAUAUCAAUAGCUACUUUAGCAAAUGGAAGAUAUGAAGUAAAAAUAUGAAAUGGAAAUUUCCUCUCUUAAAUAAGAUAUUUAGAAUCUUAAAAACGAAAUUAUUAACCUCAAAUAAAAAAUAUCUGACUUAGAAGCUAGAAUUAGAGAAUUAGAAGAGAAAUACAGAAAACUCAAAUAGGAAUAUUAGGAGUUUUAGAGAAUGCAUCAAAGAGAAAUAGAGAAGCUGGAAUAAGAAAAAUAAUAAAUUAUUAAAAAUUAUGAAGAUAGAGAAAAAAGAUUAAAAGAAAAGUUGGAUAGUUUGCUCAACGAUUAACUUAGAGAGCAUCUUGAGUUUGUAGAAAAAAUGAAGAAGGACUUUGAAGAGCUAAUUAAAGCUCACAAAAUUAAAUCAGAAGAGUUGAGAGGAGAAUAUAGAGAGCUUGAAAGAUUGUUCAAUGAACGUCCAAGUAGACCAGACGAUAUUCGUUAAAUCAAGCUACUUUUAAAAGAAAUAGAAAACUAUAAAAAGUGUCUCUCUGAGGCUGAAAUUAAAGUUUUACAUGCAAACGAAAUUGUUAAAUACUUGUAACUGGAGCUAGAAAAUUACAAAAAUGUAUAUGAUAUAUUUGGUCCAGGAAAGGGAGGUACUUUUGAAGGAAAUUCAGCCAUUUAAGAUUCUCCUCUGAUCAGAAAUAUGAAUAUUUAAUAAUAUCAAAACCUCGUCAAGAAUAAAUAGUAACCUAAACCUAUUCAGUACAAAAAUGAAAUAAAUCUUAAUUUAGAAUCCCCAGAGAGAAGGGCUAAGCAUAAUAGCUAAGGAGAAAUCUAAAUUGAAAAUGAUAAUAAUAAUAAUUUAAAUAGGAGCCAAGUGACUAACAAGUAUGCAAAAUAUUCUUUGCACCGUGCUUAAACUAUGUUUUAGAAUCCCUUAGAAAAUGAUGAUAUUAUGAAAAAUGCUGAGAGAUUUAUUGAAUAAUUAUAGGAUGGCUAAAAUAAUGAUAAAAAAAGCAUUCAAACUAAAACUCCUUCUCCAUAAAAGAAAGGAGGAGUGGAGAGUAACUCAUCUCUAGUAUUUAGCAAUACUUUAAAGAGAAGAAUAAGCUAAUAGCCAAGACAGUCUUCUUAACAAAGUUUAUCUCGACUAAAUGAAUCUUUUUUGAGUGAAGGAGAAGAAAAUGGAGUUUCAUCAAAUAAUAACUUACAAAGCAAUCUCGAAAGUAAAUAAGCUACUUAAACACUAUCUAAUAUAAUUUUGGAUUAAAGUUAAAAGCAUAUUAUGUAACAUAAAAGAUAUUCUAGAAAUAGAAUUUAAUAAAGCUAAAUUUUAGAUGCAACAAUAAAUGGAAAAUUAGGAAAGGGAUUGAGUUAAGAAAACAUUGUCGUUGAUCUAUAAAAUUUAAAUAAAUCUUAAUUAUGA
Tetrahymena thermophila SB210 is the source of this 3921-nucleotide messenger RNA. RefSeq lists its product as hypothetical. The record is from RefSeq and is a predicted model, not a curated record. Lineage: Eukaryota; Ciliophora; Oligohymenophorea; Hymenostomatida; Tetrahymenidae. The transcript has 6 exons.